Leptosia nina is the source of this 882-nucleotide messenger RNA. NCBI's taxonomy places the organism in Eukaryota, Metazoa, Arthropoda, Insecta, Lepidoptera, Pieridae. The record is from the annotation of a GenBank genome assembly.
AUGAUUCGUACGCCGUUCAGUUUGUCCGCAAAUGAAUUCACGAUGUGUUUCCUAAAGAAGUUUGUGUGCUUUCUAAUGGUGGCAGUCUGUUCAGUACACAGUCUGCAGUUGGACAGCCAGGCUUCAACACGACGCCCUAGAAUCACCAAGUACAGUAAAACUACUCUUACACCAGGAUCUACGGAGGCUCCAACUGAACGAAGCCUACUGACAGCAACCUAUCGUCUGCAAGGUAGUGGAGGGGAAACUUGCAUUCUCUUGGUCGUGGACGCUCUGCUGGACAUCUCUUACAUGACUAAACUGAACGAACGUGCUGACGCCAAUACUUUUGUCCCCAACAACGCCUUAGUAAGCGGCUCCUGUAAAGAUAGCGAUGUUGAAACUCUGGUUCUAUCUUUUAAGGAAUUCGCCUUGGAAUGGACAUUUGCAAAAACUCCAGGUGGUGAACGCUGGUACGUGGACAGCAUCAGAUUAACCUACAACUCCAGCGCGAGGAUCUUGGAGCACGCGGCCAAACAGGGGCGAAGAGUUAGUCUCACUACUGGGCCUAGGGCGUUGUUGUUUCCCACGCCUGUUGGAAAAUCUUUUGACUGUCCCGAUGAGUCUAUUGUGGAGUUAUUGGAGGAGGACGCUAGCAACCCGAACACAGCGCACCGCGCUAAGCUCUACCUUCGACAAAUGCGUCUUCAACCGUUCAUGUUCAAACGAGAUGGUGAGUUUGGACCUCCCUGGAAGUGUUCGGAUGCGAACAGAACUCGGUCUGAAACAGCCCCCGUCGCUGUCGGGUCAGCUCUAGCCAUCGCUACAGCUGGAACUCUAAUAGGCUAUGCGAUUUGGCGAUAUUUGAAAGUCAAGAAAGUACAAUACGACACGAUGGAAUGA